AGGCUAACGGGAAAUUUUUUCUCUUCCUGAACGGCGUGUCCCAAUUCGACAAACACUGGGCAGGCAGCUACUGAUAAAGUUAAUGUCAGAAAAGAAUAAGUCAACCUCUUUGUGUUAGAAAUGGCCACUUCAAACAGCAAAGGAAAAGUCGCCAUCAUUGGCAGUGGUUUGAUAGGAAGAUCUUGGUCUGUGAUUUUCUCCAGUGCUGGUUUCAAUUUUGCAUUGUAUGACACGGUAGCCAGUCAACUGACUAAUGCAUUGACAAGUAUUGAGUCCCAGCUGCAUGAUAUGGAGAUAAAAGGGUUAAUGCGUUGUCCAGGCAUGGCCGCUGAGGAGGCGUUUAAGUUAGUUACCAGCUAUGACGACCUUGUAAAGGCAUUGGAUGGAGCCAUGUAUGUCCAGGAAUGUACUCCAGAAAAUCUUGACCUCAAGAAAAAAGUUUUUGAAAACUUGGAUAGAAGUAUUACUUCUGAUGAUGUGAUAUUAGCUAGUUCCACAUCCUGUAUAGUGCCGUCGAAGUUCACGGAAGCUUUGAAGCAUCGCAGUCAGUGUAUUGUAGCCCAUCCAAUAAACCCUCCAUAUUAUGUACCACUGGUGGAGGUUGUUCCUGCUCCUUGGACAGACAGUAAAGUUACAGACCAGACAGUCGCUCUAAUGAAACAGAUUGGCCAGUCACCUGUGGUAACCAAGAAAGAAGUGAAUGGAUUUGUUUUGAAUCGUUUGCAGUAUGCUGUUAUCAUGGAGUCUUGGAGAUUGGUGGAGGAUGGCAUUUGUACACCUGAAGAUAUCGAAACAGCAGUGACAGAUGGUCUUGGACUACGUUACGCUCUGAUUGGUCCAUUUGAAACUAUGCAUCUAAAUGCCAAUGGAAUCAGAGAUUACUGUGAGAGGUACGGAGAAAACAUUGUGCGUGUGUGCGAAGAAGAAGGAGGACCGCGGAAAUUAGCUGGUGCUACUUUGGACAAGAUUGAAAAGGCGUUCAAUGAAAGCAUUCCUUUAGAUCAACUGAAUGAGAGAAGGAAUUUACGAGACAAGAGACUAGCAGCACUGGCUCAGCACAAACAUCAGGAGAAAAGUGAGAACGGUGCCGUGUGAAGCCACAAGAUCUGACUCGCACGGAGAGGAGAGGAAUUAAAGAUCACGAAUGUAAAUGGAAGAGAUAAAAAAAAAGAAAGAAAGAAGAAAAGAAAAAGAGAACAAAGAUAAGUGCGGUAAAGAUGGCUUUGUGCACGCUAAAUUAAUGGAACAAAAUUGGAGCAGGUUUUGAAUAAAUAUAAAAUGCAGCUAAUUAACUCUAAGUUAUAAUUUAAAAUGAAUUAAACUAUUUUUGUAUCGCAGUUGUGCUGUAACUGAUUUUUCUCUAUCAAUUUUUGGAUGAAUGAAUGUUUAUAAGUACAUACGAAUAAAGCGUUGCUAUUUCAGUUCAA
Molecule: messenger RNA, 1427 nt
Organism: Stylophora pistillata
Lineage: Eukaryota; Metazoa; Cnidaria; Anthozoa; Scleractinia; Pocilloporidae
Product: lambda-crystallin
Biological process (GO): fatty acid metabolic process
Molecular function (GO): L-gulonate 3-dehydrogenase activity; NAD+ binding
Source: RefSeq, a predicted model, not a curated record